Priapulus caudatus is the source of this 669-nucleotide messenger RNA. RefSeq names its product neuropeptide Y receptor type 1-like. NCBI's taxonomy places the organism in Eukaryota, Metazoa, Priapulida, Priapulimorpha, Priapulimorphida, Priapulidae. The record is from RefSeq and is a predicted model, not a curated record. Gene Ontology annotation, biological process: neuropeptide signaling pathway. Bases 1 to 669 code for a protein of 222 amino acids. The transcript has 2 exons. Gene Ontology annotation, cellular component: membrane. Gene Ontology annotation, molecular function: G protein-coupled peptide receptor activity.
AUGGUGAGCACGGUGACGACGUCGAUCAUGUUCGGUAUGCUGGCGACCGUCGGCACGAUCGGCAACCUGCUGCUCGUCUGGAUGAUUCCCUACAGCCGCCCGCUGCGCAGCACGGCCGCCUCGCUCAUCCUCAACCUCGCCGCCGCCGACCUCGUCUUCUGCACGCUCGACUGCGGCACGACGGCCGUCUACGCCGGCCUGCAGUACUGGCCGUUCGGCGCCGCCGUCUGCAAGAUCGUCAGCUACGUGAGCGCCGUCUGCCAGUACGUCGCCAUCUACAACAUCCUGCUGAUCAGUGUCGAGCGCUACCGCGCCGCGCGCUGCCCGCCGCCGGCCGGCGCCGACGUGCGCGGCCGCUACAUGGGCUGCCUGACGCUGCUGUGGGCGGGCGCGUGCGCCGCCAGCAUCUACAUGUUCAGCAUCACAGAGUACAACGUGCGCGACUUCAGCUACAACGACGACGCCGACGGCAGCGGCCGCGUCGGUCCGUUCGCGUUCACGGAGAGCGGCUCGUGGCGCUACGCGGCGCCGCAGCAGCGCGGCAUCUGCUGGCUGACGCGCGAGCCCGCCACGACGCUGGCGCACACCGCCGCCACGUUCACGCUGCAAAGCCCGCCGGCGGCGGAGGAGAAGGAGCGGCGGCGCGCGCGGACGACGGAGGCGACGUGA